Messenger RNA from Stomoxys calcitrans (stable fly), 2228 nucleotides. Its product is annotated as O-acyltransferase like protein-like. NCBI's taxonomy places the organism in Eukaryota, Metazoa, Arthropoda, Insecta, Diptera, Muscidae. Gene Ontology annotation, molecular function: acyltransferase activity, transferring groups other than amino-acyl groups. The record is from RefSeq and is a predicted model, not a curated record. Bases 38 to 2128 code for a protein of 696 amino acids. The transcript is spliced from 12 exons.
UAAAACAACUUGUCUACUUACCCAAUCCAUAAGUUCAAUGGACAAAGUAAAAAUGAAGUAUUCUCUUUUUGUUGUAAUAAUCCUUUCGGUGUCAGCUGCUGUGUCGAUAGUGCAAGGUGCAGGAGUAGGUGAAGAAAUUAAAUAUACCAUUCAGGAGUUACCACCGCUUUACAACUUCGAUGAUUACGAUUUAUGCUUCUUUAAUAAGACAUCUGCUUUGUCAUCCACCUAUUGUAUGGUCUACGCCGAGGUGCAGCCAGAUAACUCCUCUCAGCUAUGGGAAAAAAUAGAAGUGCAUAAUAGGCACAGGUUUCAUUAUCAUCAUGACAAAUUAUUCUUUGGCUUGUGUGUGGAGAGAUGUUUAAACUACAUUAAAUCAACGGAUGAUUUUAACUCUAAUGACAAUACAGAAGUAUUAGAUAGAGAGGUGGUUCAAUUUUUUCAAACAGUUCACAAACGACCCCUGGAUAUUGAAAUGCGCUCAAAUUAUUCUACAAUGAUUCAAAGAUGUUUAAAUGAGGAGUUCGAAAGGAAGUACGAUUUAAAAUUAAAAACUUUUAUUGAAUAUUGCGAAAGAAAUCCAGAUGCUGAACAAUUCGAGAAAGAUGUCGCUGAGGACAUACUCUACAGGAUUGUAAAAUUGGUGUUUCUGUUGGUCAUUUUCUCAUCGUUUUACGAUUACUAUUUAAAAACUCAUCAAACGGAGAAAAAUGGAACUAAUGAUUUCUACAAAAUCAACUAUAAGGAAAUAGGGCCGCGUGUCUUGACAUCAUUUUCAAUACCUCGCAAUUAUUAUCGUCUCGUGCAGCCCUGUCAUGGCAUUAUUGGCAAUGAGUUUUCUUAUCUUGAUGGCUUUCGUUCAGUAUGCACUUUAAUGGUGCUGCAAGGGCAUACCUUCUACAUGGAAUUUUUACAUCUUCAAAAUCCCGAAUAUUUUGAGAAUAUUGCCAAGACUAAGUUGGGUCUAGGCAUUCUCAAUACAUCAACCAUAAUUGAGAUAUUUAUGGUAAUGAGCGGUCUAUUGUUCUAUGUCAAAUUCAAUGAAGGGCGAUAUGUGAAUCCUCAAACAAGCUGGAGGAAAUGUAUUCAACUCUUUGCAAUUAUUGUAACUGGCCGUUUGCUUAGAUUUCUACCAUCUGUGGCAUUGACUAUUUUAAUCAAUGCCACUGUUUUAAGCAAAUUAACAGAUGGACCUUUUUGGCGUCACAUCAGCGAACCUAGUCGAGUCUUUAGUCGAGAAAAUUGGUGGCAAAAUAUUUUUAUGAUCAACAAUUUCACCCCAAGACAUUCGGUUAGUGGACACACCUGGUACAUAGCAGCCGAUUUCCAGCUAUUUGCCUUCUACACCAUGGUGCUGAUAUUCAUUUUCAAAUAUCCACAGUACAAAAAACGAGUAUUGGCUACAUUAUCCUUCCUAGCUGUGUUCAUACCAACGAUGGUCAGUUACACUUUUAAAUUGGAACCAUCUUUUAUGAUAAAACCAGAAGCCUAUAGAUAUGGGUUUUUCAAGGACAUGAAGGUAUUUGGAUAUUUAUACAUACCCUUCUACACCAAUAUUGGUGGUUAUCUCUUUGGAAUUUUGUGCGGAGAGUUAUAUGUGAAGUACCUUAGCAAGGAUGAGAUCAGACGUAAGGUUCGUGGUGUACUCAAAUAUGAACUGGGUGCAUGGGUAACUCUUCCAAUUGCCUGUGGCAUAUCGUUAUUGGGAACCAUUGCCAUCUUUCAGCAACCAUCCAUAUGGACUGCUCUAUUCAGUGGUCUUAAUCGCAACUUAUGGAUAAUCUUCGUAUGUGGCAUUCCCGUGCUUGGUAUGGCUUGCAAGGGAGGAUUGAUGGCCUAUGAUUUUUGCUGUUUGCCCAUAUUUCGGGUGUUGGCGCGUUUAUCAUUCCAAAUGUAUUUGUGGCAUGUCUUAGUCUUACAGAUCGCCAAUGGUUACCAGCGCCAGCCCCAUCACAUGACACACAUGUAUUUCAAUGGCCAAGGCAUGAUCACCGUAUUCAUGUCAAUAAUUGUGGCAUUUUUCGCAUGUCUGCUGGUGGAGUAUCCAAUAGCCCAAUUGUUCGAUACAUUGAUGGCCAGUACAAAAAGACGGACUUUAGAGGGGGGAAAAGCGAAAAAGUGUAUCUAACUUGGAUAAUUAAAAGAAAUUGGAAAUAUGUGCGUAGUUUAAGUCCACCAUUGUUAAUUUUUGCUUUUUUAAUUUUAAAUAAACUGAUUUAAAAAUUUAA